GCUCUGUGUUUAUUUACGACAUGUUUGUUACAUUGUAUCAUUCUGCGAGGCUGUCAUGGUUACAAUGUUUCGCAUCGAAUGUUUUGAAACUUUGUUGCAAACUUUUUGUGUCAGAGCAUCUCGGACAUGUCAUUGUUUACUACGCACAUUCUUUUAAAGAGGACGAGGUUUUUUUUUUUUUUUUUAAUGUUGGCGCAGUAAUGUCUGCAGCCUUCAGAAACACACAGGCUGCAAAGGAUAUAUAUUGGAGGGAGAACAGAAAGAGCUGAAGUGCUGGGAAUUUCUAGAAACAACUGUGUGACGUCAUCGGGACUGCUCUACUAUCCAGCUGCAGACGAUGAGCAGCAGCAAUGCUCCCAGUCUGCAAGGUUAUUGAAAGAGACAGGAUGAGGAAGUUCCUGUCUUUCGUCCUCUGGGCUCUGCUCUGCUGCUGCUGGACAACACGGGCAGAGAUCUUCACCUCCAUAAGCCAAAUGACAGACCUGAUCUACACAGAAAAAGAGUUGGUCCAAUCUCUGAGGGAGUACAUCGCAGCAGAGGAGUCCAAGCUUGCUGCUGUCAAAAGCUGGGCCAACAAGCUUGAUGCUCUGACCAGAGUGUCCACAUCUGACCCAGAGGGCUACCUGGCCCACCCAGUAAACGCCUACAAACUGAUGAAGAGACUAAACACAGAGUGGUCUGAGCUGGAGACUCUGGUGCUUCAGAACCCCUCUGAUGGGUUCAUUUCCAACAUGUCCAUACACAGACAGUACUUCCCAGAUGAAGAGGAUGAGACGGGUGCUGCCAAGGCGUUGAUGCGUCUUCAGGACACGUACCAACUGGAUUCUGAGGCCUUCUCCAGAGGAAAGCUGCCAGGUAUGCACGCCAACGCCUUACUGACGGUGGACGACUGCUUCGACAUGGGAAAGACGGCUUAUAAUGAUGCAGACUAUUACCACGCUGUGCUGUGGAUGCAGCAGUCCUUGAAGCAGCUGGAUGCCGGGGAGGAAACUGUGGCUACCAAGGCGGACAUUUUGGACUACCUCAGCUACUCUGUUUACCAAAUGGGAGACCUACCUCGAGCCAUUGAGCUGACACGCCGACUGGUGGCUAUCGAGCCCAGCCACCAGAGGGCAGGAGGAAACCUGCGUUACUAUGAGCGGUUACUGACCAAGCAGCUCGAGGAGCUGAACCAGGACUACCAGCCUGCCUCUGAGGAGCCCAUCCAGCUGGGAACCUACCGCAGACCUAAAGACCAUCUCCCAGAGAGAGAGACCUAUGAGGCUCUCUGCAGAGGAGAGGGGCUCCAAAUGAACGAAGCGAGGCGCAGCCGUUUGUUCUGUCGCUGGCAGGAUGGUAAGAGGAACUCUCGUCUCCUGCUGAAGCCCAUGAAAGAGGAGGAUGAGUGGGACAGCCCCCACAUCGUACGCUACCUGGAAAUCCUGUCCCACGAGGAGACUGAGAAGAUUAAGAAGCUGGCUAAACCCAGGCUUGCCAGAGCUACUGUCCGUGACCCCAAAACAGGCGUCCUGACCACAGCCAACUACAGAGUAUCGAAAAGUGCAUGGUUGGAAGAAGAGCAUGACCCUGUCGUUGCCAGAGUCAACCAGAGAAUAGAAGACAUCACAGGCCUUACAGUAGACACUGCAGAGUUACUACAGGUCGCUAACUACGGAGUUGGAGGACAGUACGAGCCACAUUACGACUUCUCAAGGCGUCCUUCUGACAGCAACUUCAAGGGCGACGGAAAUAGACUUGCUACCUUCCUAAACUACAAAGAUGAGCCAGAUGCUUUCAAAAGAUUAGGCACUGGAAAUCGUGUGGCAACUUUUUUGAACUACAUGAGUGAUGUCGAGGCAGGAGGGGCCACCGUCUUCCCUGACUUUGGAGCAGCAAUCUGGCCGAGAAAGGGGACGGCAGUGUUUUGGUACAAUCUGUUCAAGAGCGGGGAGGGAGACUACAGGACCAGGCAUGCAGCCUGUCCUGUCUUAGUAGGAAGUAAAUGGGUGUCAAACAAGUGGAUUCACGAGCGAGGACAAGAGUUCAGGCGACCCUGUGGUCUGACAGAAGUGGCCUGAAGUUUGACCCACACCUAUAAGGAACAUGCAAAAACACACACUCAGCAGUGCCUUGAUUCUGGCAAUGAUGCAACUCAGAGACACGUUACUCAACACUUCUCUCCCUCAGCUUGUCUACAUGAUAAAGAAACGUUUUGUGAGGAAAUUAUGACACUUUCAUUGUGGGAUCUGGCUGGAUAAUGUCUUUGCUUUUUGUUACCAGAACAUGCAGGACUUCUCCGUCAUGCAUCCCCACACCACACCCAUUUAAUCAAAUAAGUGAAUUAAGAUAAUUUAAUACAAAUGUUUUUGUAAAUCAAAUUAACUAAUGUACAAAAAAAGCUAUAUCUUGGUUUGCCAAUGUAAACCCAUUUUACAGUCACUAAAAUCAAAAUGAAGUUACUUAUAAAAGCAUUAGCGUUAGUGGUGAUACAGAUAAGCCCUUAUUUAAUGUUGCUAAUAUCUUAGCUGUUAAAAACACCAUAAGAUACAGGAGGUGUGACAAAAACCUGACUGUCAGAGCAGGUCAUUCAGAUUAAUUUUAAUGUUGUAUGCACAUUUCUUUAAAAGAGAAUAUAUACAUUUAACAUUUCUGAAUAAGAAGCAGCAACUGAGUGAAGAAAAAGUUGUUUUGAUAAAUAAUGCUUGUGGACUUUGUGCCACAUUCAGAUAUCACAAAUUACACCACAGCUGACGAUUACCUAAAGCUACAACGUGAACACAUUUUCAAGUUGUUCAGCAAGUUUUGGGGAAGGACAAACUAUCAGAAAUGUCAGUUUGCAAAAAUCAAUUGGAUGAAAAUUAAAGCUGUGGGCUGGUAUUGGCUCUGUUUAGAGGUUAAUUUGUUAAACAGUCUAAGAAAAACAACUUUACUCUGUUGGUUACCAUCAGUCUUCAUUGCUAACACCUCUGCUUGAUUAAACUAUAUCAAUACUCCUUAUCAUUUGCACCCAAAGGGUUUUAUUUUCCUUCAAACCUGACAGAGAAAUACAUUUCCUCCAAAUCAUGUCCAUGAUGUCUUUUAUUUAUAUAGUGUUUAAAUUAUUACACUGUUACAUUUUGUGCUUUUCCUGCAAGAUGGCUAAUAAGCAAGUCAACAAUAAACAGUGUCUUUUAUUAAA
Sebastes umbrosus (honeycomb rockfish) is the source of this 3157-nucleotide messenger RNA. RefSeq names its product procollagen-proline, 2-oxoglutarate 4-dioxygenase (proline 4-hydroxylase), alpha polypeptide 2 (gene p4ha2). Gene Ontology annotation, cellular component: endoplasmic reticulum. Gene Ontology annotation, molecular function: L-ascorbic acid binding; procollagen-proline 4-dioxygenase activity; protein binding. The coding region runs from base 351 to 2057 and encodes 568 amino acids. The record is from RefSeq and is a predicted model, not a curated record. Gene Ontology annotation, biological process: peptidyl-proline hydroxylation to 4-hydroxy-L-proline. Lineage: Eukaryota; Metazoa; Chordata; Actinopteri; Perciformes; Sebastidae. The transcript is spliced from 16 exons.